UCAGCCUCAGCCGCUGCAGCCCCAGUCUCUCUACGUGAGCUCGUUUUGAUUUCCAUAGCCUCCAGCUCCACUCGGCUGUCGAAGAGGCCUUUAUCCAGGGGAAAGUGGAAUGAAAACAGACAACAUUUAGGACUAUUUUCCUUACGUUCAUCACUCUUUUACCGACAGAAAAUCAAAGAAACGGCAGCAUGGGAGUCUACGAGGAGAAGAAAGAAACAUGUGGAACCAUCUGCCUGAAGUACCUCCUGUUUACGUUCAACUUUCUCUUUUGGCUGGCAGGGGGCGUCGUGAUGGCAGUGGGUGUUUGGACCUUAGUCGAGAAGAGCGACUACAUCAGCCUUCUCUCCUCCAAGACCUACGCUGCCUCCGCCUACAUACUGGUCCUGGCUGGAGCCAUUGUCAUGGUAACAGGUGUGCUUGGCUGCUGCGCCACCUUCAAGGAGCAGAGGAGGCUACUGCGAGUGUACUUCGUCCUGCUGCUGUGCAUCUUCCUGUUGGAGAUCCUGGCUGGUGUCCUGGCUUAUAUCUACUAUCAGCAGUUGAACGAGGAGCUGAAGCAAAACCUGAGGGACACCAUGACCCAGAAGUAUCAACAGAGCACCCAUGAGCACAUCACCGGGGCUGUGGACAAGCUACAGCAGGAGUUCAAGUGUUGUGGCAGCAACAGUUCAUCGGACUGGGACGAUAGCCUCUGGGUCCGCUCCAGAGCCGCAGACGGCAGAAUAGUGCCUGACAGCUGCUGUAAGACUCAGACGGAUCUCUGCGGCCGCAGGGACCACCCGUCCAAUAUUUACAAGGUGGAGGGAGGCUGCAUUUCUAAACUGGAGAAAUUCAUCCUAGACCAUCUGAAGAUCAUUGGAGCGGUGGGUGUUGGGAUUGCCUGUGUACAGAUCAUCGGGAUGGUGUUUACAUGCUGCCUAUACCGAAGUCUGAAGGCAGAGCCGUACUAAGAGGAGCAGAAAGAAGAAGUGUUGGUGAAGGAGGAAACUUCAUCACCACAUGCCAAAUUCAAAUAGCCCAUAGGUUCUUUUCUUUGCCUUGCACAGGGGGAAGGAAAAUUUGGCAGGGGAUCAAAAUGCACAUCAGAGGAUCUCAUUUUGGUAAACAAAGGGUGGAAAAACACUACAAGGUAUCUUGAGGUAAUUAGCCAUUAAAAAUGCAGUCUCAGCUCCAUCUACAAGAUCACAGCGCUGUGAGGGAGCCUCAGAGAGAAACUGAUGGGAAUUUUAACACAGAUUGUGUAAAUUAGCGUGGGGACAGCCUCCUCCGAACUCAAACAUUGUGUUGUUUUUUUCCACUCCGAUUCCCUCGAUGUACGUUUAUGUUUGCAGACAAGGAGCUGCACCCCAAAGUGUUGUAAAGACCAGCAGAGUAAAACUGGCACUUGGUGGAAAAUGUAAAUUCUGGUCACAGUGGCUUCUCUUCCCCCAGCAGUGCUGUUUAUCAAGCCUACCUCUGGGGCCCUCUUCAUCUGCAGCAGCAUUUUGUUUCCAUGCUAACCUGCCAGUCAUGCAUUUUAAAUAUUGUUGGAUAGCGGCCUGUUUUUAUACUUUGUAAAUGAUCGUUUUAUGUAACUCAUGAGGGGCUUUCUUCUGAGCAAUGAGGAUUUAUCACCUAAUGUAACUUCACAGUGACAUGUCAGUGUUAAAUCAUGAUUUUACUCAACUUUAAGACCUGCAGAGAAGGACUUGGUGCAUUUUAGUGCCUUGUUUAAAGCAUAUCCGUGCUGUUUGACACAGCAGUUCAAUCAACACGUUACAACUCUAUGUGCAAGAUCUACUGAAUCCAUUUAGCUAUUAUGUUACUGAAACAAAGACGCAGUGCCUCUAAUUGCUGCUCAUAAGAAAGCCUGGUAGCGAUUUUACUUCACCUUUUUUUAUACAGGAUUUAUCCACUGAUGCCAAAGCUGUGGACUGUAACUUUGUGUAAGGACCUACUGUAUCUCCUCCAGCCUUAUUUACUUAUCUACUGAUGCCUUUUUUAGAUUGUUUUCAUAAAUGAAGAUCUGGUUACUCUUCUAUAGACCUUAAAUAUGUUAUUGUAUUUAACAAACACGCAUUAGAAGAUGAUUUUUCACCCAGUGUUAGUAGCGAUACUUCCUUAUGUGCCUCAGAGAUGACACUGAAUUAACCUGCUGUAAUUUCUCUUUGUGAUAACCCGGGGGUUAUUUUAGUUUCAAUAAAUGUUGAUCACC
Molecule: messenger RNA, 2194 nt
Organism: Cheilinus undulatus (humphead wrasse)
Lineage: Eukaryota; Metazoa; Chordata; Actinopteri; Labriformes; Labridae
Product: CD151 antigen-like
Exons: 8
Coding region: 189-950 (253 amino acids)
Cellular component (GO): membrane
Source: RefSeq, a predicted model, not a curated record